This is a messenger RNA of Vanrija pseudolonga, 759 nucleotides long. It is a transcript of the gene OGT, whose product is annotated as UDP-N-acetylglucosamine--peptide N-acetylglucosaminyltransferase subunit. Gene Ontology annotation, molecular function: protein O-acetylglucosaminyltransferase activity; protein binding. The transcript has 3 exons. The record is from RefSeq and is a predicted model, not a curated record. The coding region runs from base 9 to 665 and encodes 218 amino acids. Gene Ontology annotation, biological process: protein O-linked glycosylation. NCBI's taxonomy places the organism in Eukaryota, Fungi, Basidiomycota, Tremellomycetes, Trichosporonales, Trichosporonaceae.
CAACAACAAUGUCUCGAUUCGCGCGUGUAGCUCUGCGUGCAGUGCCAAGGUCGCGUCCGACCGUCGCCGUCGCGCGUGCCGCCUUCGUGGCUCCUGCAUCCCGCGUGCCGUCGUUCUCACGGUCCUACGCUACACCCCCCGACACGCCGUCAGCAGGCGACACGCAGCUCGCGCACGCCCAGUCGCUGCUCGAGGACGGCACGCGCGCCCUCGAGGAGGGCGACCUGGCCAAAGCGCGCGCCAUGUACACGGAGAGCGUGGGCGCCAAGCCCACGUCGGGCGGGUGGUUCAACCUCGGCGUGGUCGAGUACCAGCUCGGACAGCUGCCUGCUGCUAUUGAUGCGUGGCGCGCGAGCAUUGCGCUUGAGCCGUCGGCAGAUGCGUACACUAACCUCGGCUCGGCCUACAUGAUGUCCAAGCCCCCCAACGCCGCCGAGGCCAUCAAGGCGCUCACCGCCGCCAUGUCCAUCUCGCCCGAGGACGCCGAGAUCCAGUACAACCUGGCGGCGAUCCUCGAGUCGACGGAUAACCUCGAAACCGCGCUCACGCUGUACAAGAAGGCGCAUGCGGGCGGGAUUGAGCGGGCCGCGGCCAACGCGCGCAACGUCGGCGGCAAGCUGUUGGCCAAGAAGCUCAAGGAGGAGGCGGCCAAGGAGGGCAAGUAGGCGGCGGGCGUAGACACCAGCCCGCGUCCUAGGCGCGAAGACAGACAGGACAGCAUUACCUCGUACUCGGCGCAUGAUACUCGGCUGCAUGAUA